Suillus paluster is the source of this 711-nucleotide messenger RNA. RefSeq lists its product as uncharacterized. The transcript is spliced from 4 exons. The annotation marks the transcript as partial. Lineage: Eukaryota; Fungi; Basidiomycota; Agaricomycetes; Boletales; Suillaceae. The record is from RefSeq and is a predicted model, not a curated record.
GAGGAAACCAUACCCAAGAUCAUCAAAGGUUCGAACGGACAAUUGAGGGCCGGGGAUUAUGACAAGAUAACUAAGGAUGUCCUCACCACGGCCACAUCCAUUUACCGGUGUCUAAUCGUCACUCAAACGCCUUUUCCCGAGUCACUCAUCAUCGAGACUAAGCUAGCCAGGCGUGCGUGGCGUGAGGGUUCUGCUGUGGCUGGAGUUACAGUCCAACUAAUGCCUUCAUUAGUGAAAAUGAUGACGAGACGUACCUCACAUGUACGCGGGGAACUCAAGACGAAAAUGCGGGGUCUCACAGCCACCUUUUACGGCUUCCGCGCAAGCCGGUCUAUCGGGGCGAUUCAAGCAAACCGUAACUUGGCCGAGCGACUCAAGGAAGGGGCGUCCUUUGUUUUUAAGGAUUGGGAAAUGAAAUCUGGCGUAUACAAAUCUGAUUUAAUCCAGUCAGGGAUAAAUGACAUGUGGUUUGCGAACUGUGUUGACGAAGGCAUAGUCUAUGCUGAAUACUUCGAGCCUUUGCCUGUGAAGAUGAUGGCGCUUGUACUCACAGUGGUCAAAUGUUGUAUUGACGAGUGGAUCACAGGAGUGAGGGAAGACAUUAAAUUCGCAUCCAUCACUUAUUCUCCCAUCUACCUGGUGCACCUCGAGUCCUUGCGACUUUUUGAUGAGCGGACGGCUGCCUACAAACUACUGGGUAGAAUUACUGAC